Dacryopinax primogenitus is the source of this 1263-nucleotide messenger RNA. RefSeq lists its product as uncharacterized. Lineage: Eukaryota; Fungi; Basidiomycota; Dacrymycetes; Dacrymycetales; Dacrymycetaceae. The record is from RefSeq and is a predicted model, not a curated record. The transcript has 3 exons. Bases 427 to 1035 code for a protein of 202 amino acids.
GUUCCCUCUAUCUUUCCAGAUUGUGCCAAGCGUAUCAAGGUCCACGUGGUAUUAGGCGCAUAGUACGUCAUUCUGUCCAACAUCGACGCCGGGUGUCACGGCUUGCUCUCGCCUUCCGUCUUCCGCCAUUAAUUGUCUUUCUUUACUCUCGGAGUGUGAAGAGUGCAGGUUCACUCCAAUUCCUAUAUCGUCAUCAUCCAUUCCCCCUCAGCGUAUUCAUACCCGCACCCAUCCAUUCCGCCCCAUCCGCAGUUCACUCCCCAUCUUCGCACAGGAGGUCGAGCGACUUCCAACGCUUGGCAUCAACGCAGAGGAGUAUAAGACUGCACAGGAGAGCACGUUCAGUCUUCAUUCAAACACGCAUUUCACACGCAUUUCAACUUUCACUUCGCUUCACUCUUCACUUCGCCUCUACAACCCCACACGAUGCUCUCCCUCCUCUCCCUCGCCCUCAUCCCACUCGCCCUCUCCCUCCCUUUCCAACGCGCCCCCCUCCCGCGCAUAGUAGGCACCGAAUCCUGCACCCCUCUCACCAGCGGGAUCCUCACAGGUGAAUCUCUCUCCAACCCCCAGAACUUCUUCCUCUGGGGAACGGGUAACGUCCUCUAUUACGGAGGCAGUGAUGGCUUGGAAGUCCAAUUCCAGGCUUGUUCGCCCAAUUUUGAAGCCUUCACCAACAACGCCACCUUCGCAACAGGUCACCUCUACGUCCCCUACAUCUCCAAAUGUCUCUCAGUCGACCCUCCCAACGGGCCCCCGCCACACGUGCUCCAAGCUGAGGACUGUACGUAUAAUGAGGACUCGGGUCAGAUCUUACAGCAGUGGUGGAUGAGGAAUGGGACUGAGGGGGUGGAAUAUGUUUGGGCAGGAUACACCGACAACCUCGGCUCCGUCCAAAACGCCCCCACCUGCCAGGGGGGAACAUUCGGUUUCCUCCUCCCAGACGUCGACCAGCCCCUGACGGGAGGGGAAGUGGAGGUGGUGUGUAUGAGCGAGGAGGGGGCGAGGGGGUUUAGGAUCGAGCCCCAGAACUAGGGAGGGAGGGGAGGUGAGGAGGGCGCUGGCCGGACGUUUUGUUGUGUGCGCUUGUUUGUCUUGCCUAGCGUUUUCUUUCGCACAUUUUUUUCCGCUUCCUUCUCCCCCCACUUUUUACUGACGAACUGCACGAACAUGACGAACCCAAAAUGAAAGAAAAUGUAUAUAACGCCAAGAGAAUGUAAUGUAACGUAACGAGAAAUCUCAAAAGUACACAGUACUAAUCAC